UCUUGCUUUUGUUUUUGUUUUGUUUCCUUUCCUCGAGCUUAUUUGAGGUUAUUUUAAAAUUUAUCAAUUUAUCAUUGAAUCUAUUUUUUCCAUCAUCUUUACUCAAACUUUCUUUAAGUGAAACAUUAUUUUCUCUUUCCUUUUAGCUUUCUGUCAUUUCCAUAUACCACACCACAAACUACAAGCAUUCAGAUAUCUUGUGGCGCCACAUACUUUCAUCAUCUCACCGGUCUGCAUGCUCUGAUUUUAUACUAGUACACCUAUUGGAACUGUAAAUAAGUCCUGUCAAAUGGCUGGUGAAGUAGUUGUAGAUGCCCUCCCAUACAUUGAUCAGGGAUACAAUGAGCCUGGAGUUCGAGAAGCGGCUUUAUCGAUGGUAAAAGAAGAAACGAGUCGUUACAGGCCCACAAAAAAUUAUUUGGAGCAUCUGCCUCCUCUGAAUAUUAAUGCAUUUGAGACGGGAAUAAUGAAGGCAGAGUUUGAAAGAAUGCAGCAAAGAUUACCAAUGGACACUCUAAGCAUGAAACGGUACGAACUUCCACCCCCACCGGCAGGAAAGCUUACUGAUAUAAGUGCUUGGAAUGAAUGUGUAGAAAACUCAUUAGCCCAACUUGAACAUCAAGCUGUCAGAGUUACAAAUUUAGAAUUGAUGUUAGAAUAUGGAAUGGAAGUAUGGAAAUCUUAUCUUCAGUUGUUAGUCAAAUGUGUAAUGGAGCUUCAGAAGCAGGUGCAGGAUCUUAGGAAAGAAAUUCAAGAAAUUAACUGGGAAAGGAAGACAAUGCAGAUGGAAGGUGGUGAGAAGUUGCGACAACUAGAGGCCAACUGGGUAGGACUGGUCAGUAAAAACUAUGAAAUUGAGCAGGCGUGUGCUCAUCUGGAAAGAGAAAUCAUUGAUGCAGGCUACGAAUCUCUCCUAGAAAAAUUGUACUACAGGAAUAAAGAAGAAACCGAUUAGAAUUGCAUGUCUUCAUUUUAUCUUUGCUGGACAGAGUGUACCUCAGAAAAUUCUCAUCGUUCAGAACUGAGAAAGUAAACUUUUACAUAUUUCAAUCCGAAUUGGGGGAAACUGUGGAAAUGGGGGAUGUUAUGCUUCGGUGUUAAUUCUACUUCUGUUUUUUCCAAUUUUGCUGUAAUUUUACUUGAAGUACAGGAUUAUUUUUGUAGCUCUUCCUGGCAAGAAAUCAUGAAGUCAUUUUCAGUAUGAUUUUUCAACCCAAGUAUAAAAUAUAAUACCGGGAAUUUGAGUUAAUUGUCUUGUCUCUCAAGACAAAUUCAUUGUAGACAUCAUAAAAAUUUCGAGUGAAGCGGCAAUAUGCUUGUCAGUAUUCAACAUCUAGAAUCUUUGCUGGUUUUUAGGAUUCUCAGUCUUCAAAUGGAAUUAUAAAGAAACAAUUCCUUAAAGUGAAAUCGCAAUUUUUUUUCAAUUUUUCAAAAAAAUGUAAGCUGCUUUUCACCUAAAUUCUGAUUUUUUGUAUAAGCUCAUGGACUGUUUUUCAAUGAUUGUCACAAGGGAUGCCCCUUCUCUGCUCCUUCUGUGUUUGAAGGUAAUAAACACUGAAUCCAUUCUUAGCACUGCUUAUCUUUUUCAUGCUUUCUCACAAAACCCGAAUAUUUUCUUCGACAUAGGGGUAUUUUUUUAACAUUGUUUCUUAUGAUAGUGUGUAGAAACCACAAAAAAUUCGACUUUCUCGAAUUUUUGUCAUGAGCAUCGUUCAAUUUAUCAAACUUUUACUUUAAAAAAAUGUUUUCAAUGGACAAUUUCCUUGCUGAUUUCCUGAUGCCAUGUGCAAGCCCUGGCGCCCUUAAGCGUUUCUUGCAGGGGGAAACAAAAAAAAAUUCAAUAUUAGAUACCACAUCCUGUACUUCCUGCUAAUGAUUUAGGAUGGUUGGUCUUAAGUACGUCCAUCUGGUCUGGCGUGUAACCUGCUACCUAGAAUAAUUUUUUACAUUCAUGUAGUUGAGUCAAUGAAUGAAUAAAUUUUUUUCACAGUAUU
Bemisia tabaci is the source of this 1994-nucleotide messenger RNA. It is a transcript of the gene BCAS2, whose product is annotated as BCAS2 pre-mRNA processing factor. Gene Ontology annotation, biological process: mRNA processing. Lineage: Eukaryota; Metazoa; Arthropoda; Insecta; Hemiptera; Aleyrodidae. Gene Ontology annotation, cellular component: catalytic step 2 spliceosome; Prp19 complex; precatalytic spliceosome. The record is from RefSeq and is a predicted model, not a curated record.